This is a messenger RNA of Brachypodium distachyon (stiff brome), 894 nucleotides long. RefSeq names its product protein phosphatase 1 regulatory subunit INH3. Gene Ontology annotation, molecular function: protein phosphatase 1 binding; protein serine/threonine phosphatase inhibitor activity. The coding region runs from base 51 to 434 and encodes 127 amino acids. The transcript has 2 exons. The record is from RefSeq and is a predicted model, not a curated record. Lineage: Eukaryota; Viridiplantae; Streptophyta; Magnoliopsida; Poales; Poaceae. Gene Ontology annotation, cellular component: nucleus.
UGAAAAAAAGAAGAAUUCAAAAAGGGAAAGAGGGGAAAUUGCAGAUCGCUAUGGCAACCCGGGGGCCGCCGCCGUCGUCGUCAUCAUCCGGAUCCGCGACCGUGACGAUCGACCGCUCCACCUCCUCCUCCUCCGCCCCCGCGGCCGCGCAGCCGCCGCCGCCGGAGACGGUGCUGCUGCGGCUGAAGCGGCGGGCCAAGAAGAAGGUGUCGUGGAAGGAGGGUACCGUGGACAACGAGUCCCUUGGCCGCAAGAGCUCCAAGAAGUGCUGCAUCUUCCACAAGGAGGUUCCCUUCGACGAGGACUGCAGCGACGACGACGACGACGACGCGGACCGGAAUCCGCCGGCCGACGGCGGGGGCGGCUGUUCCUCUUCCUCCCAUGGCCAUGGCCACAGCCAUAGAGACCACCACCACUCAGAUCCGGUUCGAUAAGGUAAAAUAUUUGGCGAGUAGUAAUGAUCAAGGGGCAUAUCGUAUCCACCUUCUGGGAGCAAAUGUGAAGGACAUAGGAGCAUCAAACAUGCUAAAACUCAUGCCCUGAAAAAUCUUGUGGCUAUUAUAGAUGAUCUCAAAAGCAUGUCAAUCUUCUUAGGAAAAUUGUACGCAGUCUGAUGCAGAGGCUUUGAUGGAAUCUACUGUGAUCAUUGUUUGCAUCAUGUGGUUUUCUUUGGUGAGCAUCUUCCUCAAGUUUAAUCUUUGGUGCUUAAUAGGUUCCAAUUGAAUGGCCAUAGAAUUUUGCGAUCUACUUUGAGUUUCUUCGGUUUGUUGCUGCAAGGUUCGAAAGAUGCGUUUGCAAUUACAUAUUACAAAAGGACAACUUUGGUCCUCAUGAGUUUUAUGUGAGUUGUACUGUAAAGAAAAUACAAAUUGUUUCAUGUGAAUUUCCUGUCAA